GAGGAGGAGGAGGUUAAAGACUCGAUAUACGCAGACAGGGAUAAAUUGCAGAGGGAGCAUACUGCGCAUAUAUAGUUAAAAAACAAUCACUCUAGCUCAGUCUCUCUCUCUCUCCGAAGCACAGGGGAAAAAAUAAAAAAAACCCACUCUCACUCCCAGUCUGACAUUGAGGAAGCGUAAACUUAUAGUUCACAGGUACACGCGGUCUUCUCUCUAGUGAAUCCAAUCCAAUCCCAUCCAUUAUGGAUCCUCCAUUGAUAAACGAGACCUCCUUCUCUGCGGCCAAACCAUCUUCCUACACAUUAACUGAGAUUUGGCCUUUUCCACCUCCUCCUCCUUCUUCCACUCGUUUGGGCCUCCGGAUGGAUAAUUUGGCCGACCCAGAUGGGUCCCUUGAGGAAUCCACUUUGACAGAUCAGAGUAGUGGAAAUGGAACUAGGAUUAGGAAGACCAGAGAUUUCAGUUCCGAGAAGGAUGACUCGUCCAAAAUGGUUUCUACCACCACUAGCGCCAAUGAUUUGAAUGAUUCAAAUGGUAAGCGGAGGAAAAUAUCGGGGUCAAGGAGUGAAAACAACGAUUCCAGAGCUGAAACUGAAGCAAGUUCUGCUGCUAAUAACAAGACAGCCGAACAAAGCAGUAAACCAUCAGAGCCGCCUAAGCAAGAUUAUAUUCAUGUCAGAGCAAGAAGGGGCCAAGCGACUGAUAGCCACAGUUUAGCGGAGAGAGCUCGGAGAGAAAAGAUUAGUGAGAGGAUGAACAUACUCCAAGAUCUGGUCCCUGGGUGUAAUAAGGUUAUCGGCAAAGCACUUGUCCUUGAUGAGAUAAUUAAUUAUAUCCAGUCACUCCAAUGUCAGGUUGAGUUCCUCUCAAUGAAGCUAGAAGCAGUAAAUUCAAGGAUGAACACUAGCCCCACGACUGAACACCUUCAUCCAAAAGAUCUUGGGGCACAGCCAUUUGUAGCUACUGAGAUGAUAUCUGGCCCACAACCAACAAGAGAAUAUGUUCAAGGAUCCCAAUCCGAAUGGCUACAUAUGCAGGUUGGUGGAAGUUUCGAAAGAGCAACGUAAUCAAGGAGCUAGAUUAUUUAGUUUCUUUAGGGGAAAUUUAUUACUGGCUUCCCCGUGCAUAAAUGUGUUUACUCAUCUCAUUUGUAGAAAAUACAUCUGAUCUUUAAUUGCAUCGUAUCAUCUGACUGAAUUUGCCUUUACGCAUGUGUAUCUAAACGGAAUCUCCUAGAGCGAGUUCAAUUCAGAUAACUGUACCAAAAGGAUUGUGCUUCUAAUUUAUAACUCUUCUACCUUGUUGUCGGAA
Messenger RNA from Populus nigra (black poplar), 1311 nucleotides. RefSeq names its product transcription factor bHLH79-like. The record is from RefSeq and is a predicted model, not a curated record. Gene Ontology annotation, biological process: regulation of DNA-templated transcription. Gene Ontology annotation, molecular function: protein dimerization activity; DNA-binding transcription factor activity. Gene Ontology annotation, cellular component: nucleus. Lineage: Eukaryota; Viridiplantae; Streptophyta; Magnoliopsida; Malpighiales; Salicaceae. The transcript has 6 exons. The coding region runs from base 243 to 1067 and encodes 274 amino acids.